Leptidea sinapis is the source of this 2741-nucleotide messenger RNA. Its product is annotated as zinc finger protein 436-like. The coding region runs from base 122 to 1219 and encodes 365 amino acids. The record is from RefSeq and is a predicted model, not a curated record. The transcript has 4 exons. Gene Ontology annotation, molecular function: RNA polymerase II cis-regulatory region sequence-specific DNA binding; DNA-binding transcription factor activity, RNA polymerase II-specific. Gene Ontology annotation, biological process: regulation of transcription by RNA polymerase II. Gene Ontology annotation, cellular component: transcription regulator complex; PcG protein complex. Lineage: Eukaryota; Metazoa; Arthropoda; Insecta; Lepidoptera; Pieridae.
AUUUUUCAGUUUGUUAUUUGUAAUUAGGUAUUCUUAGUCGUAAAAAGCCGCUUUGUUUUAUUACCUACACACUGUAAAUCAUUAAACAUUUUAAUAAUAAGUCAUAUGUUUCAUCGAGAAAAUGUUAGAUAAUCUCUGUUGGAUAUGUUUAGAUAAGAACACAAAAAUGUAUCGCAUAGAUGAUACAUACUUACGACAAGCUUAUGAUGCGAUUACAAGUAAACAUGAUAUGCUUGACAUGUCCGUAUACACAUGCUACAUGUGUACAUGGUUUUUAAACAAAUGUCACAAACUCAUGACACAAGCGCUCAAAGCACAAGACAUUAUGAAACAAUACUUGGAAACUAAGGAGGUCCCCACUUCACUUCAGCGAGAGUUCUACAACCUGUCUGCUGUUAAUACGAUGGACGUAGAUCUGAACUUGAAAGAAAUUGAGAUAGAGCCGUUCAUCAAAGAAGAGAUAAAGGAGGAGAUAGUCGAUGUUGAACUGGAGUUAGAUGGGAUAACACCUGCUGUGAAGCAGGAGCAAGAAGAAAAAGAAGAGUUGAAUGAAUGCAAUGAAUUCAGUUCUGCUGACGAAAACCAUGAUACCAAGAACACUAAUCAAAUAUGGAUACACAGUGAAAAAACAUUCAGCGAAGCAACAAGUAAUUCUUGCAGUAUCUGUGGUAGAAUAUUCCAUAGAGCGAAUGAUUUGAAGAAGCACUAUAGAACACAUACCGGAGAAAAACCAUAUUCUUGCGGGAUUUGUGGUAAAAGUUUCAGUCAGAUUGGCAGUUUGAAUACACAUACAAGGAUACAUACAGAAAAAAAGCCUUAUUCAUGUAAUGUUUGUGGUAAACAAUUUAACCGCCGCAGUAACAUGACGACGCAUAGUGAAAUACAUUCAGGAGAAAGACCGCAUUCUUGUAAUAUGUGUGGAAGAACUUUCAAUCACAGUAGUAAUUUGAGGAGACACAUCAAAACGCAUUUGGGGGAAAAACGUCCACAGCCUGGUAGUACGACAGCAAAUGGCGACAAAAGAGAAACGUCGUUUUCUUGUAUUGUGUGUGGCAAAAGCUUCAAUCUCAAAAGCAAUCUGAAUAGACACAUAAAAACCCACACACGAGAGAAACGAUCACGGAGUAGAAAGAACAUCAAGAAUAAUGAAAAGGCAGUUCCGGUCGACAGUCAAAUGACUUUGACAGGUGGCAAUGGUGACAUUGGCAGGUGUCAAUGAUUUGUAAAACUAAUAUAAUAUUAUAGAUGUGCCAUUUGAUAUUUAGUUUUAAAAUUGCAUGGUUGUGUUUAGAGAGUUUAAAUUUGUUUGUAGUUUUGAAGCAUCAUACGAGUCGACGAAAUUCAUAUUUUACCCCAAGUUCUGUGCUCAAUUCAUCCUAACUUUACAUAGUUACAAUUUGUAACAGUUUUGUAUCAUCGUCCACGCUAUUGACUAUGCUCAGAUUUGCUACAGAUUGCGCCACAAACGUGCUAUAUCUAUAUAUUAAACAACGUGUUACAAAAUACCCCGUAAAAAUAUAAUUAAUUAUCAAAGCGGAAAAUUUUGUCAACCCUAGUAAGCUAUCAUGUCAGAGAACCAGAUUGUAAAACAGAAAGGCCUACGUACCUAUUUAACCGUAUAAUUGUUAACUUUAAUAGUUUUUCUAUUUUUCAUUCAUAAAUGUUUGCUACCUCAAUACAAGGAUGUAAUUAUACUUCCUUCACGUACUGGCUUCAAAAAAUGUCAAGUUGGACAAAAUGGUUAUGUGAGGGACAGAGUGUAUUUCUCCGGUUGCCCAACGGUUGCCGAGAUGGAACAGCGUGUUGGAUCGUUUUUCGCAUCAAUAACACCGACGAUGUUGCGAAAUGCCACACAAGCCAUGUCCCGACGAACGAGGUUGUGUAUUGAGCAAGGCGGAGCACACUGAGCCCUUUCUAUAAAUUUGACGUUUAUUAUGAAAAAGUGGUCGUUAGGUUAGGUCUUUUUAAAUUUUUGCCGUUCCGCGAAUUAAAUUUAAUUUUACUGAAGUAGAGUUAGCACAUCAGUAAAAAUAAUAUUUUUUAAUUUUUUUGGGGUAUGUCAUACAGCGUUACUAAAAUUCUUAAAUAUUGUGAAUGGACUCGUUAUUAGGCCCCAUUUAACCUCCUUUCAGCUUACUUACGAGUAGCAUCCUGUAUUUUAUGUAUUAUGAAAUUCUGAUUUGUGGUAUGUGUGUACUUAGUACCUACAAAUAAUUUAAAUUAUAUUUAAUAAUAUAAUUAUAGAAACCAACUAUUUGAUGUAGGUGGUAAGUGUAAUAUAUGUUUUUCAAUUGUAAAACGCCAUGUAACGGAUUCAUUCUACUGGACUAUUAUAGCUCCUUAGUGUAAGAUUUAUAUUGUAUUAUGAUGUAUCAAAUUACUAGUCGUGCGGAUAAAAUUGGAUUAUAUAGUCCCCUAUAUAGGGGCCAAUGCGUCCCAGAUAAUAAUAUGGCACUGGUUGAAUACUAGUGAUCCAUAUUUCUGUGUUAUGUUUUUACAAAGAAAAAUCGUAAACAUAUAAUCUUAAUAUGCUGACAGUACAGAGCCGCCAUUUUGAACUCCCUUUUUUAUCCACACGAAUAAUACCACCGUUACGGAUAAGACUGCCUACUAGUACUACAUGUUACUGUAAUUACCUACUAGUGUUUUUAAUAAUGAAUAUUAUAUAAUAAUAAUACAAGAAUGUAUAAUAGUUUAUUAGUUUCUCUACUAUUACUAAUAACAAUAAAAUAUUAAAUUUC